Contarinia nasturtii (swede midge) is the source of this 1380-nucleotide messenger RNA. RefSeq names its product pickpocket protein 28. Gene Ontology annotation, molecular function: ligand-gated sodium channel activity. The record is from RefSeq and is a predicted model, not a curated record. The transcript is spliced from 8 exons. Gene Ontology annotation, biological process: sodium ion transmembrane transport. Gene Ontology annotation, cellular component: membrane. The coding region runs from base 1 to 1380 and encodes 459 amino acids. Lineage: Eukaryota; Metazoa; Arthropoda; Insecta; Diptera; Cecidomyiidae.
AUGGGUCGUUAUUACAAUAUUUUAAAAGAAUAUAUGAAAAAUUCGUCGUUACAUGGUGUCAAAUUUUUAAUCGAUGACGAAAUUUCGUUUGUCGAGCGACUAUUCUGGUUGUUUGCAAUAAUUCUGAGCUGGAUUGGUUCCGGUUUUUUAAUCAUGUCUGCGUUGGACGCAUUUUAUCAUAAUGCCAUUAGUUUUGUGGUUGAAAGCUCAUAUCGCGAUUGGACAACCAACUUUCCGUCCGUUGUUGUUUGCGAAUCGAAAAAUAAUGACAAAAUUCAAGGAGUGGCCGAUAAAAUUUGGGGCACCGAUCAUGAUUUUACUUUUGAAGAAAUACUGAAUGAAUUAACGUUCUUUCGUGGUGAAUCGUAUCAUGCAAUUCGUGAGUGCGGACCUGAAUUUGAAUUUGAUUGCCUCACCAUGAAUUUUACCGACCUCGUUAAAAUGAUUCGAAGCAGUUGCGAUGAAAUAUUCAGUAUAUGUAGAUGGAACAGCGAACAUUUUGAUUGUUGCUCAUAUUUUUUGCCGAUACAAACUGAAGUCGGCCUUUGCUAUGCAUUAAACUCAAUUCAUUCCGAAGCGUCGUCAAACGGGAAGAAAAAGAGACUCGAUACAUUUUCGAACAAAUACACCGGACCGGGAAAACUUUAUAUGGAAUUGAAAACGGAAUCCAAUAUUUUUACAAUUGGGGAAGAAGAGGUGCCGCACCUAGUGACCCCAAAAUCAGAAAUUUUGGCCGUCGGCCCAUACAUUUCUUAUACACGAACAAUCUCCGUUAAAAACAUCGAAAAUGAUCCAUUGACUCGUGAUGUGAGCGUUGAACAGCGAAAUUGUCGCUAUAGCGAUGAAAAUAUUCUUGAUGUUCACAACUAUUAUAGCUAUAGUGCAUGUUCGGUUCAGUGUCGGAAAGAUAAGCAGCUGCGUAUAUGUAAUUGUACAAACCAUUUGAUGCCAAAUGUACCAGUCACACAGCAUUGUCAUCUUGAAGGCUUGCGAUGCUUGAAUGACCAUUAUGAGGAAUUAUCAGUUGUGAUUGCUAAAUGGUCUAUUGGGAAAAAAGGUGUCGUUUGUGAUUGUUUGCCAUCGUGUAGUGAGAUUGAUAUUUCAGUCGUCCAUGACACGCGCGAUAACAUAUAUGGUCAUUCGAGCCCAUUGUCAAUGGUAUCAAUUGAACUUGCUAGCUUGCCAACCGAGCGAUAUAAACGUAAUGUAAUAAGAGGAAAACUGGAUCUUGUCGUAUCAAUGGGAGGCACAGCUGGUUUAUUUGUAGGAGCAAGUGUACUCAGUUUUGUCGAAAUAUUUUACUAUUUUCUCAUACGACCAUGCUACAUGAGUCAGAACGUGGAGACGCCAACAAAUAACGUGAAUGAGUUUCUCUACUAA